AUGGCACACAUCGGCGCGCUGCCCAAGAUCCACCGCUACAUCACGGCCCAUGAUGAUAAAGGCAAAGCCGUCUUCAGCAAAGCCUUCAACGAGGAGAGCAAGAUGAAAGCCAACGACGACGGCAUCGCCUUCGCCCUCAGCUUCACCACCAAAGGAUUCCCCGUCGAUAUGAAUGACGACCAAGAUCUCGAUGUAUACGGCAAUUAUCUCAAGGACGCCCCAGGCCUCGUCGUCUCUGGUGGCACAGUCCUCCGUCACGUCGACAUCCCCCCGGACACAGCGUGCACGAUGCACCGGACUGUGAGCUUGGACUACGGCUGCGUACUCGAGGGCGAGGUCGAAUGUCUACUAGACAGCGGCGAGAAGCGAUUGAUGAAGCGGGGUGACGUUGCGAUUCAGCGUGGAACGAUGCAUCAGUGGAUCAACCACAGCAAGACCGACUGGACGCGCAUGUUGUUUGUUCUGCAGGAGUCGAAGCCACUGAAGCUUGCGGGCGAGGCGGUCGGCGAGGAACUUGCUGGGAUGGCUGGAGUGCGUUCUUCGGAUUGA
Alternaria incomplexa is the source of this 549-nucleotide messenger RNA. RefSeq lists its product as uncharacterized. The record is from RefSeq and is a predicted model, not a curated record. NCBI's taxonomy places the organism in Eukaryota, Fungi, Ascomycota, Dothideomycetes, Pleosporales, Pleosporaceae. Bases 1 to 549 code for a protein of 182 amino acids. The transcript has a single exon.